Messenger RNA from Bursaphelenchus okinawaensis, 3280 nucleotides. The record is from the annotation of a GenBank genome assembly. Lineage: Eukaryota; Metazoa; Nematoda; Chromadorea; Rhabditida; Aphelenchoididae.
AUGCCACCACAAACAGUCAACAUUCUACCAGCUACUGAAGUUAUCAUCCCUUCUGUUGUGGUAUUACCGCAAUGUAAGUUGUUUUUUUUAAAUUUUAUACUUUAAUUUAUAUAUUGUACAAGCACUGUUUAUCACAACAUGCAACUAUAGGCCAUAUUAUGAUGUUUGAAACAAAAUGAAAGAAAAUGAUAUUACAAUAGGAAAUAGUAUGUUUUGUAGUGUUCUCUUAAGAGAUAUCACAUGCAUAUCAUAUGGGGAAUUAGGAAACACACAUGAACGAAUUAUGACGAUAAGAUAGCAACGUCUGAAGAUCAAAAAGUCAAGAAAAAACAUUCUAGAACAAAUUGUUAGGUUUAGACUGGUUUAAGAAGAUUAUGUAAAAUACGCAUUGCUUUAUGUUUUUAGCCAAACAAUACCGCAUCAUGGCAAAAAUACUUUUACAAAGUGUUCUACCAAAUUGAGUUUAGAAAAAAACAACUUUUCAAUUUUCAAAAAUUAACAAAGAUUCUAAAAUGUACUAAAAAAAUCUGGAAAUUUGCAUAAACUAUUAUUCGUGUCUUCACUACAGCUGUACCAAAAUUCAGCAUUUUAGCAAACAUUGUAGAAAAGUUAUGAAUUAUUUUGAAAAACCCUGUAAAAUUGAAAUUUCUCACAGAUUUUUUUCAAAAAAUUCCUAGCCUGAUCGCAAAAUGCAAAAAAAAUAAAAAAAAAAGUUUUUACGACAACCCACCCCACUUCAAAACUCUUAAAAAGCUUGCUACAAUCAAAACUUUAAAAUUCUGGCCUGAGCACGUUGAAACGUCAAACCGGCUAUUGAUUAAUCAGCCCAUUUCCAACCGAUGUAACCGCGAUGUAGCGCUUAUCACAGUUCUUUGAAGCUGAUAAAAGAGAAGGAGUGACAGUUUAUUGUAUUUAAAGGCUCCUACAACAAUAUUGUCAUUUUGAUUUGCAGUGUUUUUCACUGUAAACUUGUUUUGAUUGUAUUCAUAUAAAAGAACGUUCUACAUAUAUAGGAAUAUAAAGAACGUUCUUUUGUGGUCAAACGUGAAGAUUCUAAGCUUUUAUCCGUAGCCUAUUUAAGUGAAAGGUAGACGGUAUUUUGCCGCUACAGCUAUAUCUAACUUCAGCUUCUGGUUAGACAUACAGUAUCUAAAUUACAAUUUUUUAAAAUAAUUUUAUAUAUUACUACUACUAACUUUAAAACUUAAUAAAUUGUUAUAAAAUGGUUGUCAAAAGUCGUGAUAACGAUAGUUUGUUAAUCGAAAUCCUUGAAAAUGUCAAACGCCAAAGGAACUUGUCUUUGCCAUUGAUCUUGCCAAGAGAAAACAUUCUGCGUAGGUGUAAUAUCAUGAUUAUUAUAAACGUUCCUUUAAUUUUAAACUUAUAAAGUUAUAAAAAGACUACAAAAUAUUGUAAUAGUUCAAUAAGGUACCUAAAACUGGCUAGAAAGGUACCCGAAAUUGACAAAUAAGGUAUCCAAAACCAACUUAUUGUCAUACUUUUAGCUAUGCCAUGGUUUGGUCUUGACAUUGGAGGUACUUUAACGAAGCUGGUCUACUUUGAGCCCUUGCACACAGUAAGUUACAGUACAAAACGUUGAAUAUAAUUAUAGGUUACAAUUUUUAACAAUCGAAAAAAGAUUUUGAAUCACACUUUUUGUAGGACUACAUACUAGAAUCUGAUGAAGAAUAUCAAAGAGGAAAGAACAUCCGCCAGUACCUGUUGAGCCACAGCGCCUAUGGUGAACACGGCGUCCGAGACAAACAUCUACAGCUUGACAUGGUUAACAUCAACGUAGGUCUUCACUUUUGUUUUUAAAAAAUAAUUUUGAGGUUUAGGAAACGGGGAUUGUUUAUUUUUAAAAUUAUCAAAACCUACCUUACACCUUGAAGAUCAAAAAUAUGCAAAUUUCUGUCAAAAAAAGUUUGCGCCAACCGGGAUUCGAACUCGGGCCUCUGCCUUGGGAGGGCAGCGUCCUAACCACUGGACUACUGGCACGUUGAAACAAAUAAAACCAGACAAAAAUAAAUGCCAGAGGGUACCCAGAUUCUCAUGGAUCUGGGAACGGCAAUAAUGACUCGAAAGACGUCAAGUUUUGACGAAAAAUGCGCGAAAUACCAAGUUUGAAUAAAACUAGGCAAUGUAUAAUAUAUUCAAACUGUUUUUUGACAUAUUAUCCUAGAAAAUGAUAGUAACUCAAAUAAAAAAUGAGAUUACAGGGCAGACUAGGCUCAAUCCACUUUAUUCGUUUCCCAACAGAACGAAUGAUCAACUUCAUUCAACUAGUCAAGUCCAAAGGCUUUACCCAAAUGUCAUCUACAGUCUGUGCCACUGGUGGUGGUGCCAUAAAAUACGCUGCUGAAACAGAGAAAGAGUUGAACAUGUCACUUCACAAAUCAGAUGAAUUGGACUCGUUAAUCAAAGGAAUCGAACUGAUAGCGGCCAACAACCCAAAUGAAUGUUAUUACUACGACCAGCCACUGAAGGGGGAACAUAAAGUGAUCUGGAGGUGGUCUAGUGCAAGGUGUUCGACUACUGAUUACAAAUACGUUGAUACUCCUUGUGAAGAAGGUCUACAGUAUCCAUAUGUAUUGUGCAACAUUGGAUCAGGUGUAUCUGUGAUGGUUGUAAAGGGACGGAAUGAUUUUCAACGGGUUUCUGGAUCAAGGUAAGGAAAUGUUCAGAAAGCCAAACCUUUUUGUAUUUCUAUUAACGCUAACUAAAAUAAAGAGAAGCUAACUAAAAUACUCAAAAUUAAUAUUCUUCUUUCAGUAUCGGCGGAGGUUUCUUCAACGGUCUCUGUUCCCUCCUCUGCGGCGUCCAAUCGUUCGAAGAAGCUAUCGAGCUGGCUACACAAGGCGACAACAAGAACGUCGACAUUCUGGUAGGCGACAUCUAUGGUUGUGGCUACGACAGUAUCGGAUUACCAAGUGACAUCGUGGCUGCCAGUUUCGGCAAGGCUUGUACGAAGGAAGGCCGCGAGAAGAUGUCUAAAGCUGAUCUGGCCAGAAGUGCCUUGGCCACCGUAGCCAAUAACAUUGGAGCUACGGCGUUGAGUGUGGCUACACAGAGUAACAUUGACAGAAUCGUGUUUGUAGGCAACUUCUUGAGAGUUAAUCCAUUGGCCGCGAGGUUGUUGGCCCAUGCUAUGGAGUUCUGGUCCAAGGGUACCAAACGAGCGCUGUUUUUGAACCAUGAAGGGUACUUUGGAGCUGUAGGAUGCUUGGAUAAGCUGGUAGAGGUCACACAGAGUAGAACUAUUGGUACUAUGGGAUUGUAA